GGCGGCAAGUGCGAGGGGCAGAAAGCAUUGAGCAUUUGAAGCUUCAUCUCUAGCCUCGGCCAUCGGCCAUCGACUUUGCCUCUCUUCACAGAGCCCUCGGAGCCCCUCCCUGAGGAGCCCAAGCCUGUGGAGAUGCCCUUCCACCACUGCCACAGGGACUCCAUGCCACCGCUGGGCCUCACGCCUGAGAGAACGCGGGCGCGGAAGCAGCUGUACGCCGCCUGUGCUGUUUGCGUCGUCUUCAUGACUGGGGAGGUGGUUGGUGGGUAUUUGGCACACAGCCUGGCCAUUAUGACUGAUGCCGUCCACUUGCUGGCAGAUGUGGGUAGCAUGAUGGGCAGCCUCUUCUCCCUUUGGCUCUCUGCCCGGCCAGCGUCCCGCACCAUGACCUUUGGCUGGCACCGCUCAGAGACUCUGGGGGCUUUGGCCUCUGUGGUCUCCCUCUGGAUGGUCACUGGUGUCCUCCUGUACCUGGCCUUCCUCCGCCUGCUGCACAGUGACUACCACAUCGAGGCAGAGCCCAUGCUGCUGACCGCCAGCAUUGCAGUCUGUGCCAAUAUGAUAAUGGCCUUUGUGCUGCACCAGGCUGGGCCUUCCCACAGCCACAGGUCUAGGGGGGCAGAGUAUGCACCGCUGGAAGAAGGGCCUGGUGACCCCCUGUCCAUGGGGAACACCAGCGUCCGGGCGGCCUUCGUGCAUGUGUUGGGGGACCUCGUGCAGAGCUUCGGGGUACUGGCUGCCUCUGUCCUCAUCUACUUCAAGCCUCAGUACAAGGCGGCUGACCCCAUCAGCACUUUCUUCUUCUCCAUCUGUGCCCUUGGAUCCACCGCCCCCACUCUCCGAGAUGUUCUUCACAUCCUCAUGGAAGGUGCCCCCAGUGGUGUGGGGUUUGAACCUGUAAGAGAUACACUGCUGUCGGUGCCAGGAGUCCGCGCAACCCAUGAGCUGCACCUGUGGGCCUUGACACUUACUUACCAUGUUGCCUCUGCACACCUGGCCAUUGACUCCACGGCUGACCCUGAGGCUGUCCUGAAAGAAGCAUCAUCCCGGCUCUACUCGAGGUUUGGAAUCUCCAGCUGUACCCUGCAGGUCGAGCGGUACAGAUCUGAGAUGGCCCGGUGUCCACGCUGCCAGGAGCCACCCCAAGCCUGAGCCACAGCCCCACCCUCACCCCACUGCCAGGCCCAGGCUCAGUCCUGGACUCUCAGCACCUGCCUCCUUGGUCACGGAGAAGGAAUGGAGCUGGGCCCAUACCUUUUCCUCUCUCCCUCUUCCACCUGCCAAACGCCCCAGCUCCAGCCCCAGUGAGCAAGACCAAAGCGUGUGGGGGGGAGUGUUGGGUGGGAGUCAGG
Molecule: messenger RNA, 1352 nt
Organism: Marmota flaviventris (yellow-bellied marmot)
Lineage: Eukaryota; Metazoa; Chordata; Mammalia; Rodentia; Sciuridae
Source: RefSeq, a predicted model, not a curated record